Recurvomyces mirabilis is the source of this 2187-nucleotide messenger RNA. It is a transcript of the gene MST12, whose product is annotated as Transcription factor mst12. Gene Ontology annotation, cellular component: nucleus; Ste12p-Dig1p-Dig2p complex; Tec1p-Ste12p-Dig1p complex. Gene Ontology annotation, molecular function: DNA-binding transcription factor activity. The coding region runs from base 1 to 2187 and encodes 728 amino acids. The transcript is spliced from 3 exons. Gene Ontology annotation, biological process: regulation of DNA-templated transcription; sexual reproduction. The record is from RefSeq and is a predicted model, not a curated record. Lineage: Eukaryota; Fungi; Ascomycota; Dothideomycetes; Mycosphaerellales; Teratosphaeriaceae.
AUGUAUCCGAACAACCAACAUCCGUCUAUGCCACCGCCGCAGCAACGAAGCGUGGUCCCAGAGACCUUUCUCCUCGACCACGAUGCGCAGCAGAGCUUGCCAGCAGACUCUGUGGUCGCUCUCCAACAAGUAGAUAACCUCAAGUAUUUCCUCAUAUCAGCACCGGUAGACUGGAGCCAGGAUCAAUAUAUUAGACGGUUCCUGCUGCCCACUGGAGAAUACGUCUCCUGCGUUUUAUGGAACAAUCUCUUCCAUAUCUCCGGCACUGACAUUGUGAGAUGUCUUGCUUUCCGCUUCCAGGCAUUCGGCCGUCCGGUCAAGAACUCGAAAAAGUUCGAGGAGGGCAUAUUCUCAGACUUGCGCAACUUGAAGUCCGGUACCGAUGCUUCACUUGAGGAGCCAAAGAGCGCGUUCCUGGACUUCAUGUACAAGAACAACUGUAUUCGUACACAGAAGAAGCAGAAAGUAUUUUACUGGUACAGCGUGCCGCACGACCGGCUCUUCCUGGAUGCGCUCGAACGAGACCUGAAGAGGGAGAAGAUGGGACAAGAGCCAACCACGGUGGCUGUCAGCGAGCCUGCUCUGUCUUUCGAGUUCGACUCUUCGCAGUCGCUGUUCGAGCAGCUCACCAAGGCUCAGCAAAGCAACCAAUCUACCUUCAACGCCCAACCUUCAUCUAUGCCACCAUCACACUCGGCAUCGCCUGUCCUUCGACCGGCCGAUUCAAUGCCACCACCUUCGAUGCUCCCACAGCAACAUGCCUCUGGACUACCGCCGCCACCACCAACCUCAAUACCAAUGCCACAACACAGUAUGGCACCAGCAAUGCAUAACGAGCCCAUGACACAGAUGCCAACAUACUCUCAGAUGGCAAUGCCCCCGAUGCCUUCGCAGAUACAAAAGACUCGUGAGCAUUCGAUAGGCCCAGUCUUCGAUCGCAACGGUGUGCCCUUGUCACAAGUGGCAAAUAGGCACAGCUCGAUGCCCGCGUAUAUGGAAUACUCACCAGCGCCGUCUUUCGUUUCCUCACAUUUCGAGGACUACAGCCAACGCGGCUUGUCGUUCGAGCCCCUCACGCCACCGCAACACUCCAUGGGUAUGCUACAUGAGCCCGCUUACGUCGGCAACGAAGAUACUGGCCUGUACACCGCGAUUCCUGAUCUGGGCAUGCAACAGCCUUUUAACCCACUUAUGUCUGGACCUCAGGGCAUGGCCGGAGCUCACUACCCAUCUAUGGCUCGCAGCUACCAGCCUCAGCAAGCCUACUCCAUCCUCGAAGGCUCACCGACGUAUAAGCAGCGUCGACGAAGACCCUCGCUCACACAGGGUGGCAUGGCGCCUGUCAGCGUCACAUCAGCUGGCAUGGUAUCUGCCCAUGCUGUACACAGGCCGAGCGAUCUGAGGCGCUCUAUGUCAAGCUCUGUCGUGCCGCAAGCCAUUCCCGAAGGUCACGAAGUCGUUUCUUACGACGAUUCGCCUGCUAGCAUGCAUACAUCGCACCACCCCAAUGCUAUCCACGGCGAGCACAAGGAGCUCAUGAACCUGUCGCGGCAUAGCACGCCACAGCAGGCAAUGGAGGGUGCUUACCCUGGCGACCACACUACUCCGUCGCACGCACAUUCCCACAUGCCCAUGUCGAUGCACGCGGAGGAUUUUGCCAGCUUCAAUGGAAGCCCGAGCCAGAUGUAUCCUCAUGGUCCUAUGCAACUUCAACACCACGCUGUACAACGCACUGCCAAUGGUGUCUACCGCCGAGCUCGUAGUGCGACGGUCAGCGAGAUGGCACCAUACCCACAGAAGUCGCAUUCGUGCCCGAUCCCGAUGUGCGGUCGUCUCUUCAAGAGAUUAGAGCAUCUAAAGCGCCACGUACGCACCCAUACACAAGAGCGACCUUACAUUUGCAAUUUGUGCAACAAGGCCUUUUCGCGGUCGGACAACCUCGCGCAGCACAAGCGCACGCAUGAGACGAGUGCUGAUGGGACCGCGCCUUCGGAAGAGGAGAUGGAUUUUGAGGAGAUGGCCGGCGAUGACGCCGAAGCUGAAGACGCCGCUGUCACCUCAGCAUCUGCUUACGAGUCUAUCACCAUGACGACUGGUGCCGAAAUGCCUACUCACGUCGCCAUGCGUAGCUUGACUCACGACGAUAUGGGUCCGCCACAGAUGCUGCAUACUGGCCACUACCAAUAG